AUGGCUGAAUCUAACCCAGGCGACGAGCUCAUCCGCUCGAACGAUCCCAUUCACCCCGCGAACCUCAUUCCGGAGCUUUGCAGAGGCUUCUAUCAGCUGGGCUGGGUGACGGGCACUGGGGGCGGCAUCUGCAUUCGGAUCGGUGAUGUAGUGUACAUCGCACCGUCUGGAGUGCAGAAAGAGCGCAUUCUGCCCGAGCAUAUAUUUGUUUUACCGUACCCACAGCCUAUGACCGAUCGCGUCUUCCUUCGACGUCCGACACAGGCCCUGAAUGAAUCCCAGUGCACGCCAUUGUUCUGGAACGCGUUUGAGUUGCGCGAUGCGGGCAGCUGUGUGCAUACGCACUCGCAGAAUGCUGUUAUGGUGACCCUACUGGCCAAAGGAGACGUCUUCCGCAUCUCGCAUCAGGAAAUGAUCAAGGGAGUCCGUCUGGGCGGUAUGAACGCAGCUUUAUCGUACCCGGACACGCUCGAGGUUCCUAUCAUCGACAACACGCCACACGAGCGGGACUUGAAGGACAGCAUGGCAGAGGCGAUGAAGAAGCACCCCAACGCCGCCGGCGUUCUCGUGCGCCGCCACGGCAUCUAUGUCUGGGGCAAAGACUGGCAGAGUGCAAAAACACAAACAGAGUGCUUGGACUACCUUUGUGAGAUCGCGGUCAAGAUGCAUGCAGUCGGUUUACCAUGGGUGGCUGAGUCUGUAUGA
Peniophora sp. CBMAI 1063 is the source of this 705-nucleotide messenger RNA. The record is from the annotation of a GenBank genome assembly. NCBI's taxonomy places the organism in Eukaryota, Fungi, Basidiomycota, Agaricomycetes, Russulales, Peniophoraceae.